Messenger RNA from Salvia splendens (bonfire salvia), 1361 nucleotides. RefSeq lists its product as uncharacterized. The transcript is spliced from 6 exons. Gene Ontology annotation, cellular component: histone deacetylase complex. The record is from RefSeq and is a predicted model, not a curated record. Gene Ontology annotation, molecular function: protein binding; transcription coregulator activity. Bases 242 to 913 code for a protein of 223 amino acids. NCBI's taxonomy places the organism in Eukaryota, Viridiplantae, Streptophyta, Magnoliopsida, Lamiales, Lamiaceae. Gene Ontology annotation, biological process: regulation of DNA-templated transcription.
AGCAAGAAAACACAAACGUACACUCUCUCUCUCUCUCUCAUCUUCUCUCAUCUCCAGUCACGCUGUGUUUUCUCUCUCCUAAAAAAACCCAAAUUCUUCCUGAAUUGCCAGCGCCAUUCAUCCAGAAGCCCAAAGAGGCUUCACCAUCCAAUGAAUUGCCCUCCCACAGAGCCUCAUUUCAACACUUAAGGCUCAGGAAUUGAGUUCAUUUUGCUUGUAAAUUCGCAGGAGAAGUUGUAAAAUGCUGGAAGCUGCUGCAGUGGUGAGCAAUGGCGGAUUCUCUCCUCACUCAUCGCAUCUGCACAGCUGCGGAGAAAGCUCAGAGGAGGAGCUUUCUGUUUUGCCGCGCCACACCAAGGUUGUUGUCACAGGCAACAAUCGCACAAAGUCGGUGCUGGUGGGGCUUCAGGGCGUCGUCAAGAAAGCUGUUGGCCUCGGUGGAUGGCAUUGGCUGGUCCUCACUAAUGGUAUUGAGGUGAAGCUGCAAAGGAAUGCUCUAAGUGUUCUUGAACCUCCUACGGGGAACGAGGAAGAUGACUACCUUGAAAUCGAACACGAGCAGUGGAAUGGCUCGGAUAUUGCGUUCGACGAUGCUCAUAAGUCCCAUAGGUCGAGGCAUCGUAUGCACCGUUCGUCUAACAGGACUCUCCGCCGGUCUCUCUCCUCCGACUCUCAGCUGAAGGAUUCUGUUUCUACAGCAAAAGUGUCCGCGGUUGAUCUCAGCAAACUCGAGAUGGCUGCGCUAUGGAGAUAUGCAUUGCAUUUUAACCUUGUGGAUACAAAUCCUAACCCUUCUAAGGAGCAACUGAUCGACGUUGUCGAGAGGCAUUUUGUUUCACAGCAACUGGACGAGCUUCAAGUGAUUGCAGGGUUCGUGAAGGCAGCAAAGAGACUGAAGACAGUGUGCAAAUGAUGAUGGUUCGGAUUGGAUGCGGGCUGACCCUAACAAAGUGGCAAUACCUUAAAAAAACUUGUGGGAAUGGAAUGUAUAUGUUUAGUAAUGGUGUGUAGAUAAAGAUCUGUGUAGAUAUAUGCGUCGGAACUGACUUGACUCAGAGUCCUAAGAAAGAGGCCAUAUCCCAAACCAAAAGUGGGGACUUUUUGUCGAGCCUGUAUAGGCCCCCACCCACAGAUAACACCUUAACCCUUUGAAUGGACCUAUUGUUAUCUCUCUAGUGUGUGUAUAUUCUGUCAAAGCUUAUUACAGUGUGAGAGAGAGAGAGAUUCAGGGGAAUUUUCUUGGCAGUGGUGUGUUUGUAAUCCACAUGUCACUUUACCAGAUGGUCUUCAUUAGGCUCUUACUUUUGGUUGUAUGAAAGCAUAUCACAAAAUUCAAAAUAUUAAUUAUAGUAUUGUCUGUA